This is a messenger RNA of Aspergillus welwitschiae, 1643 nucleotides long. RefSeq lists its product as uncharacterized. Gene Ontology annotation, cellular component: fungal-type vacuole membrane. NCBI's taxonomy places the organism in Eukaryota, Fungi, Ascomycota, Eurotiomycetes, Eurotiales, Aspergillaceae. The transcript is spliced from 3 exons. Gene Ontology annotation, biological process: intracellular calcium ion homeostasis; calcium ion transmembrane transport. Gene Ontology annotation, molecular function: calcium:proton antiporter activity. Bases 284 to 1495 code for a protein of 403 amino acids. The record is from RefSeq and is a predicted model, not a curated record.
CCCGCUCCCUCUCUCUCUCUGUCUUUGACUCUUCCCUUCCUUUGCCUACCGCUCUCACGGGGCCUCGUCAUCACGUCCCUGCUCUACAACAUCACUUUCCUUCCCCCCUAUUACCCACGUCAUCCUCCCCGUCACUGUCGGACUGAAGCCAUGAUCGUCGGGGUUUAAAAUUGGUCAACUCUCGUCGACGGAAGCCCGCCUGCCUCUUCGCGCCGUCAGCUGUCACCCUCUUUGCUCUUCGUCCCUGGUGGUCUCGACCCCCCUCCUCGUCCCACCUGUCACCAUGUCUCUGCCAGAGUUGAACGACUCCCCCUUGCCGAAAGACUCCCACCAGUACGAUCCGGUCAUGCAAUCGGAGCCGGAGCCGGACUCGCCCGCCGUUUCCUCCUCCCCCAACCGCCCUCGUACCCUCCGGCAAAGGAUAUCUGCCGCCGUCGCCAAGUCUGGCUCCAAACCGCUGCUAUGCUUUCUGCCUCUAGGCCUUGUGGCAGACGUGUUGCAUUGGAACCCCGUGUUGGUGUCCAUCUACAAUUUCCUCGCCGUCAUUCCCCUCUCCGUUGUGGUUUCAGACUGCUCCGAUGAGUUGUCCGACUCCCUAGGGCAGCUCAUGGGGGGUUUGAUCAAUGCUACCUUUGGCAACUGUGUCGAGCUGUCGACCGGCAUCUUGGCCCUCACGCGUGGCGAAAUAUAUUUUGCGCAAUCUGUCAUGAUUGGGAGCAUUCUGUCCGAUCUACUGCUUAUCCUCGGUUGCUGUCUCGUCGCCGCCUCGUACAAUACCUACAUCCUCCAUUUCAAUAAACCCGUCACCGGCGCGCUCGCUUCGUUGAUGGUGGUCACCUCAGUCGGACUGAUUUUGCCCUCCGUCCUCUAUUCCACAUUUCCUUUCGACCUUGGGGACCAGAUCGUAGCGUUUUCACGUGGCACCUCUGCCGUUCUACUUGCGCUAUAUGGUGGAUAUCUUUAUUUUCAGCUGGGGACCCAUAGUCACCUCUUUCUCCAAGGGGAGACUGAGAGCAACUCCUCGCGGGAGUCACAGCGCAGCAUGAACUGGCUCACAACCACUCUGAUCCUAUCCGCGUUAGCCAUAGUUGUCUGCACGAAGAACAUCAUGGACAGCAUCCCCGCAACCGCUGCAACCCUAAACAUUUCGAAGACGUUCAUUGCGACCAUUCUCAUCCCCAUAAUCAGCAACAGUUGUGAAGGGGCAGUGGUCAUCACUGCCUGUGGUGGUGGCGGCGAUGUGAACUUCGCCAUCAGUAUGAUUGUCAGCAGUAUCCUACAGAUCGGAUUGUUUGCCAUCCCUUUCCUAGUCAUGCUGGGUUGGGUCAUGGGUACGCCGAUGACCCUGUAUUUCGAAACCUUCCACACCGUGGUUCUAUUCUUCUCCGUGCUGCUGGUCAAUUGCAUCCUGCAGGAUGGGAAAUAUACCUAUAUUCACGGAAGUAUGCUGGUUGCGAUGUAUGCGAUUUUGACGCUUGCUUUUUACGUUCGGUAGGCAGUAGCCUUAAUGUUUUGAUUUCAUCCUCUGCGGUCUUUGGAAUCUGCGUUAUUGCUGGGAAUGCGGGUUUUCGGGCAUAUGCGCCAGAUUUAUAGUAUAUACACACAUCUACAUAAACCACGUUGAUAAUGCAUAGGACUCAACA